UCUCUACACUCACUUACUACCAGAAGCUUCUCUCUCAUCCAGAGAGAGAGAAAGAAAAGUGCAACGAGGAAGGUCAAAGAGUAGUAUAAAUAUAUAAAUAGGUUUAACAAGACAUUGUUAUCAUAUCACAGCUGAAUCUCCACCAAUCAACCAUCCAUAUCCAAUCCAAUGCAAGCUGCAGCUUUGGCUGCCAUGGCGGCCCACUCAGUCCUCCUAUCAGCUUCGGCUUCUCCUACCCUCUUCGCCUAUCUCCCAAACUCUCACGACCCACCUCUCCAUUCCUCCUUCCAUGGGGUCUCCCUCAAGCUCGAUCGCCCAACCCAUUUCCGCGCCUUCACUCUCGCUGCCACCACCGCUCCCAAGCCCCUCACUGUCACCGCUGCCGCCGUUGCCACCGCCAAGAAAGCCGUCGCUGUUCUUAAGGGCAAUUCAAAUGUCGAAGGCGUCGUCACCCUGACCCAAGACGGCGACGGUCCCACGACUGUAAAUGUUCGUAUUACUGGGCUUACACCAGGCCCUCAUGGGUUCCACUUGCAUGAAUUUGGUGACACAACCAAUGGCUGCAUUUCCACAGGAGCACAUUUCAAUCCUAACAAACUGACACAUGGUGCUCCGGAAGAUGAAGUCCGUCACGCGGGCGACCUGGGAAACAUAAUUGCCAACGCUGAAGGCGUGGCAGAAGUAACAAUUGUGGAUUCACAGAUUCCUCUGAGUGGUCCUAACUCUGUUGUUGGAAGAGCCUUGGUGGUUCAUGAGCUUGAGGAUGAUCUUGGAAAAGGUGGGCAUGAACUUAGUUUGACCACAGGCAAUGCAGGUGGAAGAUUGGCAUGUGGUGUUGUUGGUUUGACUCCACUGUGAGGACAAUCUAUUGAGAUUCGAGCCUCCGAUGUAUGCUUUCGAUGCAGCCCCGUGUUCGCCUGAACGGCAAUGUAGAACUGUAAUGUGAAACUGUGGAUGUCUGUGAUUUUAGUUUUUCUCUGGUAAUAAAGUUUAAAGCUGCUAAGCUAAGCUAUGUUGUGCCAUGCCUGCUCUAUUAAAUGAAAGCAUUUGAGUUGGAUUUGAA
Humulus lupulus (European hop) is the source of this 1063-nucleotide messenger RNA. Its product is annotated as superoxide dismutase [Cu-Zn], chloroplastic. The record is from RefSeq and is a predicted model, not a curated record. Bases 169 to 858 code for a protein of 229 amino acids. Gene Ontology annotation, molecular function: superoxide dismutase activity; copper ion binding. Gene Ontology annotation, biological process: removal of superoxide radicals. Lineage: Eukaryota; Viridiplantae; Streptophyta; Magnoliopsida; Rosales; Cannabaceae. The transcript has 8 exons.